ACAAGAAAUUCCGCCAUGGUUUCCGCCUUCAAGAACCUCGUCACUGGUUCCACUUCCCCUUCCUCCGCCGCUAUUGAUUCUUUUCUUGAUUUCGGUGCUCCCGGGGGUUCCGCUUCUACUUCUGCCGGCGUUGAUCGGGGAAACACGGUACUUCAAGUGAGUGAAGUUCAGGAUAAGUGCCACGUCUGCAAAUUCGACUUCUGUCUGGGUUGCAAUCUCUUCCCGCCAAGUCAGCAAGACGAAAAGAAGGGGACAACAAUCAAGCCUAGAGGUAAAAGAGUAAAGAAAAACUACAGGGGAGUACGUCAAAGACCCUGGGGGAAAUGGGCAGCGGAGAUUCGAGACCCAAGGCGUGCCACCAGGGUGUGGCUCGGAACCUUCAACACGGCGGAGGAAGCAGCUCGUGCUUACGAUAAAGCAGCUAUCGAUUUCCGAGGACCAAGAGCUAAACUCAACUUCCCCUUCCCUGAUAUCAGUGCAACACCUCCACCGCCACCUGCAGCAACCGGAAUAGCUACACCGAAAAUAACCGGUGACAAUGAAAUUAAUAACAGAUGGAUGGAUGAAUGA
Hibiscus syriacus is the source of this 570-nucleotide messenger RNA. RefSeq names its product ethylene-responsive transcription factor ERF109-like. NCBI's taxonomy places the organism in Eukaryota, Viridiplantae, Streptophyta, Magnoliopsida, Malvales, Malvaceae. Gene Ontology annotation, biological process: regulation of DNA-templated transcription; ethylene-activated signaling pathway. The record is from RefSeq and is a predicted model, not a curated record. Gene Ontology annotation, molecular function: DNA binding; DNA-binding transcription factor activity. Bases 16 to 570 code for a protein of 184 amino acids. The transcript has a single exon.